Cantharellus anzutake is the source of this 2709-nucleotide messenger RNA. RefSeq names its product WD40-repeat-containing domain protein. Lineage: Eukaryota; Fungi; Basidiomycota; Agaricomycetes; Cantharellales; Hydnaceae. Gene Ontology annotation, cellular component: GID complex. Gene Ontology annotation, molecular function: protein binding. The transcript has 16 exons. Gene Ontology annotation, biological process: proteasome-mediated ubiquitin-dependent protein catabolic process. The record is from RefSeq and is a predicted model, not a curated record. Bases 1 to 2709 code for a protein of 902 amino acids.
AUGGAACCACAUUCCGAUCGUCAAAGUGCGACUUUGUCCCAAGAGAGUCUCGUAGCGUCGCAAUCAAAUUCUCCGGCUAACACACUUAGAGGAGCACGUCACCAUUCAGCUGAUACACGACAUCAGAAUUCCGCACCUAAGCGGCGUCCCCCUGCCCUUCCUGGGAUAUAUGAACGGCCAUCGCAGGAGGUGAGAGAAGUUGAAGAAGCUACAGCUAGGACCUCUUCUGAACAUGGAGCUGGCUACAAAGAUCACAGCCUUCAGCGAGAGGGUUCUGCUGCAUUCAAGGUGUUCGUAAGGAAAAUGAAUACGCUUGACGCAAAUCUACAAUCAUUCACAAAUGCUGUUGGUCAACUCGGUUCGUCCGUCGCCAUAUCAUCCUCGGCAGAUGAACUACGCGAUUGUCUCCAGAGGCUCCUUCAAUCUUUUCGUUCUAACGCGGCUCAUCUCUUCGAGGGCGGAGAGAAGGAACUGGCUAGUAUACCAAAAUUUAGGCGUUUCGCUUCUCGCUACUAUACACGCACUAUACGCUCCCCCUUGGUUCAGGCGGACUCUCCAGCUACGAUCCCGGAGCAAAUGGCUUCGUUGGCCCAUAACCUAACUACAUUUGUCCGAUGUCUGGAUCAAAUCCCGGAGUUCACUGACCAAGCUGUCAAUGCUUCCACGGCGCUUUUUCACGAUGACCUGAUGUACUGGAGCUCAUGUUUGAAGGACCAUCGGGCAGGCGGGAUACCCACUAUAAAAUUCAGUCAAACACAAACAACUAAAACCCUUCAAAAUCUUUCCACUGUGGCGGCCCUGUUCGCUGCGGUUGAUGCUACAGCAAUUCAGUUCUCGUAUCAGAGCUUCGGCACCAAGGCGCAAAAUGCUGUGAAUUUGUUAUGGAUUAUGUCUCUGGUCUUCUCUCUAGCUAGUGCCAUCAAUAGCCAGCUGGCAUAUCACUGGCACUCCGCAAUUUACCGGUCCCCGCAUGCAUGUCUACCAAUGUUGAUCUCCGUAUGGAUCGUGCAUUCGCCUCUCAUGUUCCUCGUUGCUUCUGUUCUUGCUUUCUCCGCUGGAUUGGUCUGUUUCACAUUCUCGAAUUUCCACCAUUACCCAGUGAUUCCCAUCGUCAUCACAGUUUGCACGUCUAUCUCCUCGUUUGCCCUUCUUUCAGUUGGCUUGUGGUUCUUUGGAGAGCGGUGUACAUUUAAACGAACUAACGGGAAAAAGUGGCUCAUUCAGGUAGUGCCGGCCGCAGUGGAAAACGUCAAGGGUUACUCUGGGUAUCGAGCAGCUACCACAUAUUUCCGAAACUUGGGUGUACUAUUGCGGCCCACCCUUGACUGUGCCAAGCGGCAGAUCUCACGAGUUACUCAAUCCAUGGGCGUUCCCAGACCGGAAACUGUAAUUUCUAGCUUGAGUGCUAGAAGCGCAAGCCGCGGUGUGAGGGAAACUGAAGGCAGCCUGCCUUUGCAUUCUAACGAGGUUGUCACUUCCUCGUCGAAUGGAGACCCUCACACUCCACCGUCGCCUGAUGACCCCCCCUCUCUUGGGGGAACCAGCCCUCACCAGCCAAGCCCACUAAGAUCAGGCAUGGAGAAGAUCGCUGCAACGGCAUUCGAUUUCACGCAUCGCUUGGUGUCCAUAGGAGAUGCAUCCAGGUCUGGUUCAUUGGGGACAUCAGUAGGGUCCCCUCCUGGUUCACCGUCUCCGGCAGGCCAAUUUGUUAUAGGCCAGAUCCCACAUGCAACUACAGAAGCACACUCCGCUAACGUGCCAAGGGGUGAUUCCGCCCAACUGAUGGCCAUCACAUCAUCUCUCAAAGGGAUAGAUUUAAGAUUUAGCCCCAAGGGGGACUAUCUUGCGACAUGUGCAUGGGGAGAUCCCAUUAUUAUUUGGAAGGUUGACCACAAGUUAUCCGUCCAUCGCAAAAUCCCGCAUUUCAGCGAUAUGGUUAGCCAAGUAACGUGGUCCCCUGACGGCAAAUAUCUUCUUUUAUUUUCUCAAGACGGUGUCGAAGUCAGGAUGGCGGAUGGUGAGGGCUGGCGAGAGGUCACUACUUGCAAGGAACUGGGAGAUUACCGGGCAGUCUGCUGGUUGCCAACAUCCUCAUGUUCACGACUGCGGUUGUCAGCACAGCUUCUAGCGGUUGCGUCAGUGACUCAAUCGCCGGACGGAUUAAAACCAUCAAACCCUGGGCAUUUAGAAAAGCGAAUUCUUGUGCAUAAUCUAGAAACAGGGGAUGCAGAAGUACAAAUACCCGUUCUUCAUGACGCCCGUUACAUCACGUUGUCGAGCGAGGGCUCGCUCGUGUUAGUCAGCUACGAGGACAAGGCAUCACCACAGCUUUUCCGGCUGAAGAUUACCGAACAUCAAACGAGACUCGAUCUAUUGCAUACCUACAGCUUGCCGACUGCGAGCUCGCUUCAUUCAGUGAGAUUUGUUCGUUCAGGCGAAUUCUGUCAUUUCAAUUAUCCCGGGCUGGGGGACAUGAUCGUGUUAUGCGCUGAUAAAGGUGGCCUGCUUUACUUCUGGGACCGCAAAUCCGCUACCCUGCUGCACUCCAUUAAGAUUCAUGAUCCAGGAGCGGCUCGGACGAAGAUAGCUUGGAGUCACGUUAACACGGACAGACUUAUGUUUGCUACUGGUGGCCAUGGAGGUACUUUGACGGUUUGGACAGCUGAAUUUCGGGCCAACGAAGCGUCUGGGGGGGCCAAAACUGCGUAA